AUGAACACAUCAAAUAACAAUGAUAUUAAUAUACUCGAUUUACCUGAUGAAAUGUUACUUAUUAUUCUCAGCAAAUUGGAUAUGGUUGAUGUAUUCUAUUCACUGGUGAAUCUAAAUAAACGUUUUAAUCAAUUAGUAUUUGAUCCUCUCUAUAUUCAUCAUUUGGAUUUAACAGUCAAAACAUCGUUUGUUCAUAAUUCUCCGGUAGAUAAUCAAAUUUUCGAUCAAAUUUGCACAAAAAUUUUACCUCGACUUCAUUGUAAAGUGAAUAAAAUCACGGUUACAUCACUCUCUAUGGAAUUUAUUUUUAAUACAAUUGAUUAUCCUCAACUUCACUUGCUAUCACUUGUCAAUUUUCAACAAGAAACACUUUUACAAUAUUUAACAAGAUAUCAACAUGUGGAUACAUAUUUCAAUGUUAUGAAAAUUGAAGGCAGAUGCCAUGUAUAUUCACUUCCAUAUCAAUUCGAUACUUUUUUACAUCUAACCAACUCGUUUCGGCGUGGUAAUUUCUAUACAGUUCGAUGGCUGAUUAUGAAUGAUGUACAAUCAUUUGAACAUGAAUUUUUUCAAAUAAUUUCUCAAGAUUUUCCUUUUCUGCAACGAUUAACUGUGUAUAAUUUUGAACCACAAAAGAACAAACAACAUUCAUCUACAUUGAUUACGUCUGCUGAAGUUUUCGAGCUGAAUCUUCUGUUUGCACAUAUUGAUUAUGUUGAAGAAUUUCUCUCGGAAACAAACAUUCGUUUCCCUCGAUUAACAAUUCUUGCUAUCAAAUAUGAAUUAUCAGCAAUGGUAACAAAUAAUUUUACGAAUGAUGCAGCACGUUUCAAUCUUAGUCAAUUGUGA
Molecule: messenger RNA, 849 nt
Organism: Rotaria sordida
Lineage: Eukaryota; Metazoa; Rotifera; Eurotatoria; Philodinida; Philodinidae
Source: the annotation of a GenBank genome assembly